This is a messenger RNA of Arachis duranensis, 3654 nucleotides long. Its product is annotated as disease resistance protein RPV1-like. The record is from RefSeq and is a predicted model, not a curated record. Gene Ontology annotation, molecular function: ADP binding; ATP hydrolysis activity. NCBI's taxonomy places the organism in Eukaryota, Viridiplantae, Streptophyta, Magnoliopsida, Fabales, Fabaceae. The transcript is spliced from 6 exons. The coding region runs from base 1 to 3654 and encodes 1217 amino acids. Gene Ontology annotation, biological process: signal transduction; defense response.
AUGGCCUUUUCUGAUGUUUAUUCUCCUCCUACACCUCCACCUCCACCUCUCACGAAAUACGAUGUUUUUAUCAGCUUCAACGGUAAAGACACUCGUAAUGGCUUCACCAGCCACCUUCACUCUGCUCUGUGCAGAAACCAGAUCGAAACAUUCAUAGAUUAUAGAAUUGAGAAAGGUGGUGAGAUCUGGGAAGAACUCGUGCAAGCCAUAAGAGACUCGUCGGUGUAUCUGGUCAUCUUCUCAGAGCACUAUGCGUCUUCAAAGUGGUGCUUGCGGGAGCUUGCUGAGAUCAUAGAACUCACAAACAUGGUGGAAAAGGGACACCACCAUAUUAUUCCUGUGUUCUACAGGAUUGAACCCACGCAUGUUCGGAAGCAGACGGGAAGCUACUACAGUGUGUUCGCAGAGUAUGACAGAAAUUUGGAUUAUCGCCUUGUGCGCCAGUGGAGGAAGGCACUCUUCCAUGCAGCCAAUAUCUCAGGAUUCGAAUAUAACCAUCACCAUAGCAGGACUGAAUCUGACCUCAUUGAAGGCAUAGUCCAAAUGAUUGUCCGGAAAUUGGAUCAGAAAUACACAAGUGAACUCAGGAGCCCUUUUAUACAUGACCAAAAUUAUGCAUCCAUUGAAUCUGUAUUGAUCAACUCACAGGAAGUUCGAACCAUUGGAAUUUGGGGCAUGGGCGGCAUAGGAAAAACAACUAUUGCGGCUGCCAUUUUUCAAGAGUUCUCUCCCAAGUAUGAAGGUAGUUGUUUCUUGGCCAAUGUAAGAGAAGAAUCUUCAAGGCAUGGCCUCAACUACAUUUUCAAUAGACUUCUUUCUGAGUUGCUGCAGGAACAUGUUCAUAUUACCACUCCAAAGAUUGUGUCUUCUACUAUACUCCGUAGAUUGAGGCGUAAGAAAGUUUUCAUUGUACUAGAUGAUGUGAAUACUUCUGAGCUUCUAGAAAACUUGCUUGGAGUGGGACAAGAUUAUCUUGGACUUGGUAGCAAAGUUAUUGUUACCACCAGAGAUAAGCAUGUUCUUCUGAGUAGAUCAGUUGAUCAUAUCCAUCAAGUCACGGAAAUGAAUGAUGAGAACUCUCUCAAACUGUUCAGCUUGAAUGCCUUCAACAGAACCCAUCCUCCUGAAAAUGAAUACUGGGAGCUAUCAAAAAGGGCACUUGCUUAUGCCAGAGGAAAUCCUUUAGCUUUGAAAGUUUUGGGGUCAUUUCUUCAUUCCAAAAGUGAAAAGGAAUGGGACAAUGCAUUGACAAAACUAAAGAGGAUUCCUAAUGCAGAUAUUCAGAAGGUGUUGAGGUUGAGCUUCAAUGAAUUAGAUGAUACAGAGAAGGAUAUAUUUCUAGAUAUUGCAUGCUUUUUUAAAGGAGAAGAGAAAGAAAAAGUGAUAAGAAUAUUGAAUGAGUGUGGCUUCUUUGCAGAUAUUGGAAUAAGAAACCUUUUAGACAAGGCUCUUAUAUCAAUAGCUACCAAUAAAAGCAUACAAAUGCAUGACUUGAUACAGGAAAUGGGUCACAAAAUUGUGUGCGAAGAAUCUCUCAAGAAUCCUGGAAAGCGUAGCAGAGUGUGGCACCCAGAUGAAAUUUGCAACAUAUUAAAAAAUGAUGAAGGGUCCGCUACAAUUGAAACCAUAUAUUUGGAUAUGACUGAGCGGACAGAAAUAUGUAUAAGCUCUGAUGCACUUAGAAAGAUGCCAAAGCUAAGGUUACUUGCUUUUGCUAACAACAAUGGCUUUGGACAAAAGAGAAUUGAUUAUACGUUGAGUCUUCCAACAAAUCUGGAGUUGCCUAAUAACUUGAGAUACAUUCAAUGGGAUGGAUGUCCAUUAAAAUCUCUAUCAACCACUUCUUGGCCAAGCAAGCUUGUUGAACUCUCCAUGCCGUAUAGUGAUCUUGAAAAGCUUUGGGAUGAGCCCCUGAAUUUUCCAAGUUUGGAGCUAAUUUAUCUGGCUAGUUCGAAACGAAUGAUAGAGUGUCCAGAUUUGUCCGGUGCUCCAAAUCUAAAAGAAGUGUGGGUGAAUGGUUGUGACAAAUUAACUCAUCUUCAUCCUUCUAUUUUAUCUCUUCCAAAGCUUUCAGGGUUAUGUGUGUUUCGAUGCAAAGAACUUAAGAGCCUUUCUUGCACCACUUGUUCACCAUCUCUUAGAGAUGUCGUUGCUUAUGGUUGCCCAAAUCUGCAAGAAUUCUCUAUCCCAAUUUCAAAAGAUAAUUCUCAUAUUAAUCUGCAUUUGAGGUCAACUGCCUUAAACCAACUACCUUCAUCAAUUGUGCAUCUUCAAAAUCUUGAUAACUUCUCAUUUCCAAUCAGUGAUCUCCUCAUGGAUCUUCCAGAAAAGUACACCAAACAAAUCAUGCUUUCAGACCCUAAUAAUCAUGAAUCUGACUCAGUGGCCACCUUACGCAGAAUACUACCCAGCCCUAUGUUCCAUUACCUAAAAGAAUUGAAAUUUGAUGGAUGUCAAAGUUUAACUGAACUCCCAGACAACAUCUCACUGUUAUCAUCAUUGUUGGUGAUAAGACUCCACAACACUAAUAUCAUGACCUUUCCAGAAAACAUUAAGACUCUUCCGAGACUCAAAAUUGUUUUACUUUGUCAUUGUGAAAGGUUACAACAUGUGCCAACGCUUCCACCUUCCGUUCAUCACUUCAAGGCCUGGGACUGCAAAUCUUUGAGGACAGUGUCAAGCUCCACAAGUGAACUAAAAAGACAACACGGUACUACUUUUAUAUUCGUAAACUGCGUGAAUUUGGAUGAAGAGUCAUGCAAUACCAUUUUGGAAGAUGCCAUUGUUAGGAUGGACACUAGGGCUAAAACACAACAACUCUCACCAAGAUUGGAAGAAAACAAAAAUGAAGAGUGCACUGUUGUUGAUGAUGAUGAUGGCUUUCUUAGUGAGGAUAAUGCCAACGUUGGCAAGGUUUGUUAUUUCUUGCCAAUUAGAGGCAGUAAACUUGGUGGCUUAUUCCAUCGUGGCUCUUCACAAAAUUCCAUCAGCAUUCAACUGCCACAAGGUUCCAAUUUCUUUGGCUUCAUAUUCUACUUGGUUGUUCCACCAAUACAACCAUGCAAUACUGGUGGUGACCUUGACUUUAGGUUUGGGUUUGAAUGUUACUUGGAAACAAGUUGGGGUCAAAGGACCCAUAUAGCAAGUUCGUCCUUAAUAGAAUGGAGCUGCGAAUUUUAUUAUGGAUAUCAGAUGAAUCUUUUGUCGGAUCAUGUGUUAUUAUGGUAUGAUUCACAAUGCUGUAAGCAGAUAAUGGAAAUAAUCAGAGGAAGAAAGGCCAUUGAUGAUGAUGACAAGAAUGCAAAUCUGGAAGUUAAGUUCUUUGCUCGGCUACCAAACAAGGAAGAAGUGGUGAUAAAAGAGUGUGGCAUCCGUUGGAUAUACACAAAUAUGGAGAAGGAAUCAAGAGUGUGCAGGUUCAAGAGAAGCAGGCAAGUUUUCGAGUUAGAAGAAAAGGACUUGGAAUCUGAUGAUGAAGGAGAAGAACUAGUUCCUCCAGCAAAGAAAUUUAAGAAUAGCUUAAUGGAAGUUGAAUCAGUAGAAAACUUGAGUUGGACUGAUCAGCAAAGAGCGGCUGCAGCGAAGGAAGGUUGGGGUUAUAGAUUAGUGUUCUCAGUGCAGCUGCUUGGAAGCUUGGAGUAUUUCUUGCGGUAG